AUGCUCGAAAAACUACCAAACUUGAUAUUCCUCGAUAUGAUCUCCUAUCUUUCUCAUGAAGAUCUCGAGAAUUUGCGGCUCGUAUGUCGGCGUUGCAAUGAAAUGAUCGAAACGCAUUGUCAAGUUGUGGGUCCAAUCGAAUUUGCGCGAAAACUCGCGUUUGCCCAUACGCCUAAAUAUUCAGUAAACGUUCGGGAACACCUUGUUCGAGUUGAUUUGGAUCCCCAUCAAGAUUCCGGUCGUUAUCGAACCGUUAUAUCCACACCGGGACUUUUCGAUGAUCUUGAGAUGCAAGUGCUCAAUUUGACUUCGGUUGCAGCGCAGACAUUCCACAAUUACCUUUUGCCAAAUGCCGAGAAAAUUGGAAUUUUUCCUCGAUCGGUGUGUUUCCGACACGAUAAUUGCGACAACGAGCUCAUCGAGCUUUUCACAAAAUUUGUUGCAUAUUGUAGUGCUCUUCUCGAAAUUGGCCUCGACGUUCCAUCUUUGAGAUCGGAACAUGUUGUUCAAAUCCUCAAAAAUGUGCCAUAUCCAAUCAAUGGAACAUUAAUGAUCCGACACGAUUGCGAAUUCACCAAAGAACUCAUUGAUCAACUCUACGAGACGUUCCGUUAUUCGCCUGACAAGGCUGUGGCGGUCAUCAAGAGCAAUAUAAUGAAUGCCGGGUUCAAUAUGGAAAAUAUAAUGUACUAUCUAAUGCACCCAAAACGUCACGAGUAUUUCGAUGAUGCCAAAAGAAGGAAAUACUUGCUUCUUGAGCGCGUGCCAGGACCUCGAAUUGGAUUGGCUUUCGAUGAGCUCAAUCUUGUGUUUGUCGACGCUCUGAUCAUCAAACUGGCAUCCUCCUAUCCCGGGUUUUCCAUUCAGUAUCCUUCUCGUGGCGUUCGGGAACUCCGAUGGAAACACGAUCGAUGCUCAUACUCAAUUCUCGUGCUCAAGACGUUGCCACAUAAUGGCGAGCAAUUGCCAAACGAGCAAAUCUCAAAUGAGCAAUCAUAUCCAAUGUUCAUUGAGUAA
Molecule: messenger RNA, 1017 nt
Organism: Caenorhabditis bovis
Lineage: Eukaryota; Metazoa; Nematoda; Chromadorea; Rhabditida; Rhabditidae
Source: the annotation of a GenBank genome assembly